AUGGCGCACUCAAAAGAUGAUCCCAAGUCGGACGAUUCUUAUCUCUCCGAAAACGCAGAUAUAAAUAAACCCGGCAUGGAAGACCGCGCUCCCAAGCGCCGCCGCCUUUCCGAGUCCGACGAAGACGACGACGAGUACGUUGCGCCAGCACCGCUCCCCACCGUCUCCCGAAUCAAAAAGAAAGACGAGACUACAAAGAACCCCGCGUCACCGGAGGAGGAAGACCCUGUUACAAUCCGUGAUGCGCUCGAAAUUGGACUUCGAGCGGAGGAAUCUACGUUUGGUGCUUUGAAUGUGUCACCAUGGCUUGUGGGUUCUUUGACGACGAUGGCUAUUCGACGACCCACGGCUAUUCAAAAGGCUUGUAUUCCUGAGAUUCUGAAGGGGCGGGACUGUAUUGGUGGAAGUCGGACAGGUUCAGGAAAGACCAUGGCAUUUGCCGUCCCUAUCAUACAGAAGUGGGCUCAGGAUCCGUUUGGUAUCUUUGCUUUGGUUUUGACGCCGACGAGAGAGUUGGCUCUUCAAAUCUUCGAGCAAUUCAAGGCUAUUUCCGCGCCGCAGAGCAUGAAGCCUAUCCUCAUUACUGGAGGCACAGAUAUGCGCCGGCAGGCAAUCGAGCUCGCGACACGGCCACAUGUCGUCAUUGCGACCCCGGGUCGCUUGGCUGAUCACAUAAAGACGUCUGGUCAAGACACGAUUGCUGGUCUGGGUCGAGUGAAGAUGGUCGUUCUCGAUGAAGCCGACCGACUUCUCGCAAGCGGACACGGCAGUAUGCUGCCGGACGUGGAAACCUGCCUUUCAGCAGUCCCUCCCUCCUCAGAACGGCAGACUCUCUUGUUCACUGCGACUUUGACGGCCGAGGUGCGCGCAUUAAAAUCGUUGCCACAGACCGGUGACAAGCCACCAAUCUUCGUGACCGAGAUCUCGACUGAAAACCAAGGCAACAUCCCCCCGACUCUGAAGCAGACAUAUCUCAAGGUCCCCAUGACGCAUCGCGAAGCCUUCCUGCACGCCUUGAUCUCAACCGAAGAAAAUAUCUCCAAGCCCGCCAUUAUUUUCUGCAAUCACACCAAGACCGCCGAUCUACUUGAGCGCACUUUGCGCCGUCUCGGUCACCGCGCUACCUCUCUACACAGUCUCCUCCCACAAUCCGAGCGAACCUCGAACCUCGCCCGAUUCCGAGCCGCCGCUGCACGGGUUCUCGUUGCCACGGAUGUUGCAUCGCGUGGUCUCGAUAUUCCCAUCGUCAGCUUGGUUAUCAAUUUCGAUGUGCCGCGGAACCCAGAUGAUUACGUCCAUCGCGUUGGUCGUACUGCGCGUGCAGGCCGGACUGGUGAGGCCGUGACUUUGGUCGGACAGCGAGAUGUCGAGCUCAUCCUUGCUAUUGAGAAGCGUGUUGGUCGGGAAAUGGUCGAGUGGGCUGAGGAGGGUGUUAGUAUCGAGAGUCGUGUGACGAGAACUACAAUGCUAAAGGAUGUUGGUUCGGCGAAGCGCGAGGCUGCUGGAGAGAUUGAAGAAGGCCGUGAUGUGCUGGGUCGCAAGCGGAACAAGUUGAAGAAGGUUCGGUGA
This is a messenger RNA of Penicillium daleae, 1569 nucleotides long. RefSeq names its product ATP-dependent RNA helicase DBP8 (gene dbp8). The transcript has 2 exons. The record is from RefSeq and is a predicted model, not a curated record. The coding region runs from base 1 to 1569 and encodes 522 amino acids. NCBI's taxonomy places the organism in Eukaryota, Fungi, Ascomycota, Eurotiomycetes, Eurotiales, Aspergillaceae. Gene Ontology annotation, molecular function: nucleic acid binding; ATP binding; RNA helicase activity.